This is a messenger RNA of Paramecium primaurelia, 3115 nucleotides long. Lineage: Eukaryota; Ciliophora; Oligohymenophorea; Peniculida; Parameciidae. The record is from the annotation of a GenBank genome assembly.
AUGAAAUCAGACAGAAGAUUUCUAUUAGUGAAAAAUAAAUUAGGAUUUAUAUUCCCUAUUAUAGCAAAAGUUAGAUUGGAAACAGAUUUGGGAUCAGAUUUUGGUUCAUCUGCUCUUAUACUUCCUACUUAUUAAAAUUAUCAUUAUAUUAUGUUGAAUAAAUAUGGUUUAGUAGAAGAGAUUAGUGAUAAAUUAUAUAAUGAAGUUAUAUUACCUAUACUUUGUAUUGAUUUAAAAGAUAUCAAAUCUUUGGAUUGUCUUAAAUUAAUACCAAAAUUAAUAAAAAGUUGGAAAUCACUUAAUUAAACAAAUAUCUUGGAAUAAGAUCUUAAAGAACCAACUCAAUCAUAUAUUGUGAUUCCAAAGAAGAGAAAAAAAUAAUAAAUACUUUUAUAAUCUUCAUUAUCAGAUAAAAAUAAAACUAUUUAUGAAUUUUUAAAAGCUUAAGAUUUAGUUAAUGAAAAAUACUUUGAUAACUUCAAAUAAAUGUAUAUGUUUAGAAUUACAUUUAAAAUUGUUGAGUUUUAUACAUUUUAGGAUACGUAAAAUAACAUUUUUUAUUUUUAGGAUUUAUUGUAUUGAAAUUUAAACUAUUAAACCUGUUCGUGAAUCAUAAAGAAUUGAAAUAUUUGAAAAAUUAAUUGAAAAAUCAGAUUAUGUAAAUUUAAGUAGAAAAAUAAUUAAAAUAAGUUAAGAUAAAAUGGAUUUUAAGAAGUUAAAAAGUAAAAAGUUAGAAAUAACUAAUUAAAAGGAAUCACUCGGUUUCAUAUCUUAUUAACCUGAAUAAUAGACAAUUUAUAAUUUAGAUACAUAAAAAUUAAUUGAAGAUGAUUAUAUGAUUAGAUAAAAGGAAAUGUAAAUUCAUUUAACUAAUCCUCUUUAUAUCUUAGAAGUAAAUAUUAUAUUAAUAUAAGAUAGAAGAAUGUUAAAAUUUAAUUAGUUAACCAAAUAGUUAAGAUAGGAGAAUAUAAGAUCAAUAAACAUUUCGAAUGAAAUCUUCAAUUGGACCUAGUUUUGGUGCUUUAAAUCAUUUUGGUAGUAAUUUCUCAAAUGGGAUUAGUUAAGCCUUUGGUUCUGAUUAAAAUAAAUUAAUAGUGCAUUCAAGUGCAAUAUUGGAAGCAUUAAAUGAAAAUAAAGAAUCAGUUAAAUCAAAGAAUUCUGAUGAAAUUAUAGGAUCAAUUGAUAAUUUUUUAUUUGAUGGAGAUUAAAUGAAUUCUAUAUCUUCAUCAUAAAUUAGUGAUAUAAAAGUAAAGAAAACAUAAUUGAAACAUAAUUUAUUUGAUGAAUAAACUAAAUAACAUUUUAUUAUACGCAUAAUAAAUUUAAUUACAUUUACUUUGCUUAUAAUAUUAAACAUUUAUUACUAUUAUGUUUUGAAUUAAGAAAAUAAGGUAAUAUAUAAUAAUUUUUACAUAUUAUAGAUUAUAGAUUCAGGACUAGAAACAUAUAGAUUAUCUAACAAUUUUUAAGUAUAGCUUAAUAAUUUUAUUUUGACAUUCAAUUAUUCUAAUACAAAUAGAUUUAAUUAUUAUCAAUAUAUGAAAUUUUGUGCUACUCGUUUUUAAAAUGAUAUAUCUAAACUUUAAUAUUAUUCACCAAAUAUUGAAUAGAAUACAAGUAAUAAAUUAAUUAUAAUUUAGUUUAAUAUCUUUAAAUAAGUGAAUUUGAAAAUAUAACAAAUUUAAGUUUGUUUUAUUCAUUGGGAUAUUUCUCUUAAUAUUUAUUAUCUUAAUCAAAUUGUUCAAAUUAAGAAUAUUUUUUAGAAUUUAUAGCUAGAAAUUUCAUUACAAUAAUAUCUUCAAAUUCUGCAUUUAAUUCAACAGUAAUUAAAGAUAGUGUAGAUUAAUUUAUGAAUGCAUAACAAUCAACAAAACUAUCAUUUUAUUUUACUUUGAUAUCACUUUUUUUUGCAUUUUUGUUUUACUUCAUUCUUUUAAUAAUUAUUAACAAAGCAAAAUAAAAGAUAAUUAAAUUAUUUAAUACUAUUUCAAAAGCUUAAUUAAAUUGUUUAAUUGAAUAAAUUUCAAUAGUUGUACAUUAUUUGGAUAAGAUUGAUUUUAUAAAUGAAGAAACUACUGAACAUCAAUUUGAAUAAAUAAAGUCAAAAAUUGCAUCUACUCCAAUAAUAAAAAUUAAAACUCCUUAAAAAAGAUAAUCUUUAAAAAUCAAAUAAAAUAAAUCUAAAGAAAAUAGUAAAAGUAUUUUUUUAUUUUAGAUUCUAGCUGCUCUUAUUUAUUUUAUUUACUCUUUGUUUUUAUUGUUCAGUUACUUUAUUAUUUCAUCCUAAUAUAUAGGUUCUUAAAUUUAUUAAAAUUCAUUUGAAGCAGAGACAAUAUAUUCUUUCAAAUAAUUAUUACUUUAUAAAUCAUCCCAAUCAUAUUUAUUAUAACAAAAGAGUUUUUAGAAACUACUAAUUAAAUAUGUUUAGAUAGGAAAGGAAGAGAUGUUAUUUUUAAAUGAAUGUAAAAUUAAUUAUAUAUAAUGAAUAGGGGAAGAAGCAUUAAAAUUUAUGGAAGAACAAUUAGAUGUACUUUAGGGUUUUAUUUAAAGAUUGAAUGAUUAAAAAUCAUUUUCAAAUGUAAUCUUUACAAAUACAAUAAAGAAGAAUGCAUGUUAAGCUUUUUAAUUUACAAUUGUGAAUACUACAGAAGAUAGUUAAUUUUUUAAUGAGAAUAUCUGUAAAAAUCUUGAUAGUUUAGCAUCAGGAUUAACAAUUUAAUUAGUUGCUAUAUAAUAAAGUUUUUAAUAAUUCUAUUCAAUGAAUAAACUUAAUAAUAAACAAUUUAAAUCUUAUUUGUCUAAUAUGGAUACUAAUUAAACUUUAGAAAAUGAUAUAAUAAGUGUGCUUUACACAUCUCAUGUUUUAACUUUGCUGCAUGAUUUCGUGGCUCAUGAAGCUUAAUAAGAAUUAUCUUUGAAUUAUUUAGUGCAUACUAUUAGAUUCAUAUUUGGAUUAAUACUUUAUCUUAUUUUAAUUAUUAUAAGUAAUAAAAAUAUAGGGUUGUACUUACAUAAAGAAUUGAUUAGAACAAAAUAAUUAUUUUUAUUGAUACCAUUGGAAGUAUUGUGUGAAAAUGCAAAUAUUUUAUAGUAAUUAAUAAGAAAUUAGAAAUGA